Soboliphyme baturini is the source of this 1008-nucleotide messenger RNA. Lineage: Eukaryota; Metazoa; Nematoda; Enoplea; Dioctophymatida; Soboliphymatidae. The record is from the annotation of a GenBank genome assembly.
AUGACCGCAUUCGACUCAUUCAUCAACGGUUCUUACCUGAUGAUACCGGAUGAUCACAACCUUGACGGGGUAAUGAUGCAGGAUGGCGACGACGACGACCUUCUUUCUGUAGCCGCGGCCUCCGAACUGCAUGAGUUUUCGCACCUCAACUUUCCGUCAGUUGAUCUACCGCUGCCUGGAUUCAUUUCUCCUGUCUCCCUAAUGCACUCUCCACCGGCUACUUCCAAACGUCAAAAAUUCCGCCGAAGGCCUUCUGCCGGCGGCAGAAAGCCUGACCGUUGUCGCAAAACCUCACCGGCCAGUGUUUCUUCGUUGGUCACGUCAAAGGCCGAUUUGCCGAUGAGCUUGAAUCUGAACCCGAAAUGGAGUCCAUGCCUGGUGAGCGUAAAGACGUUGAGCAGCGAGUUCUCCACAACCAUGUGGACCAGUUCAGAUGAUCUUGGUGACAAUUCGUGCAUCGACUUUCCAUGUUCGCCUUCGAACUCGCUGUCGUUGGAUGCCUACGACGACUGUCAGCCGAAUGACGUGUUGGUUGACGACGGCUUCUGCAAAGGCGAUGCGAACUUGAGAUUGCAGAGGAACGAGGCAACCGCCGGCGCCGUCAAGCGAUUCGCUGCCUCAACCGUUGGCACCUUCGACCUGGCCGACAAAAAGCAGCUGGCUGAAUUCGCAAAAAUUCGUCCGAAACGCCUUGUCGACGAUUAUCUCAAGACUGUCGCAUGUCCUCACAAGGGCUGCAACAAGAGGUUUCGGGACAACUCUGCGAUGCGAAAGCACCUGCAUACUCACGGCCCACGAGUCCACGUCUGUCCCGAGUGCGAAAAGGCGUUUGUAGAAGCGAGUAAACUUAGGCGGCAUCAGUUGGUGCACACAGGCGAAAAACCGUUUAAGUGUACGUUCGAGGGAUGCGGCAAAAGGUUUUCUCUCGAUUUCAAUCUUCGAACUCAUGUUCGGAUCCAUACUGGUGAUUUGCAUACUUGUUUAAAGUGCUUCUGUUUAAAGUUGUAA